This is a messenger RNA of Symbiodinium sp. CCMP2592, 942 nucleotides long. NCBI's taxonomy places the organism in Eukaryota, Dinophyceae, Suessiales, Symbiodiniaceae. The record is from the annotation of a GenBank genome assembly.
AUGCUUACGAGCUGCUUCGGGUUCUUACAGCCAUUUUGGGAUGGCUUCAACCAGGAAUGGGCUCGCCUGGCAGCCUUGCAAAAGGUGCGGCAUGAGUUCGCGGAAUAUCGCCGCGACCAUGCGACGCUUGUCCAGCUCAAGGACGAGAGCACGCGCCUCAUCAUUUCUUCUCUCUACGAGCUGAAAGAGCAGAAGGACCAGGCUCCGUUUCCUCCUACCUCGUAUGAUCAAGAUGCUGAGUGGCAGUUCACGAAAAUGACACCAGCGCAAAAAGAGUACUUUUUCCGCGUGCUGCUGGAAAAGCUCAACGGCAGCACGUGCACUAUGUCCUUCCCUGUGGGUUCACAGCCCCCCACCACAGCAAGUGUGCUUGCCAUCGACAAGACGGAGCAGGGCAUCAAGGAGACACCGUGGACGCCGCGCCUCAGCAGACCUCUGCGCCACUCCAGCACCGGCGAUGGCGCUGGAGAAGCACUUGGCAACGAGGAGGACGAGGCAGCGAAUUCGCCUCCGGGUGCCUCGGCCGUCGCCUGGAUCGAUGCGGCACCUGCCGAGGGCGCGAAAGUGGAGGAGAUCCCGGACGUGUCCAUUGAACAGCACCUCGAGCAGGUCGCGCAUGUGCCGAAGGUCCAGGAGGUCGAAAAGACAGCCCGCAAUCCUGUUGACCUGGAGGUCGAAGGGCCGCGCCCCGUGGUCGCCGAGAAGGUGAUUCAGGUCGUUUAUCCGACGGGCCUCAAUGCCGUUGCGCUGCCACGGCCCAGCGGCUUGCGGACGCCGCGAGGUCCUGAUCCGGCUGUUGCCGGCCCGCGUCGCGUAGUCUGGGCCGACCUGGCGGCCCACGAUUCGGAUGAGGAGGGUGGUGCGCCACCCGAAGUCAAUAUCAUCGUGACUUUAGUUCUCCGCUUGUACAUAUGCAUGCUCUUUUGCACAAUCCGUGGAUGA